AUGGCUGAUCUUCCCAAAGAACGUUUGACUGCUUUUCAAGCCUUUGAAGUCUCUGGCGUUGACUAUUAUGGACCAUUUUUCUAUAAGCCAGACGUACGAAACAAAGCUCCAGUCAAAUGUUACAUAUCCGUCUUCGUCUGCUUCGCGACUAAAGCAGUUCACCUUGAGCUGGUCAAGGAUCUGUCGACGGCUUCAAUCUUGAAUGCGCUCAAGAGGGUUAUAUCGACUCGAGGCAGGCCAUCUCAGAUAUGGUCGGAUAACGCUACCAACUUUGUCGGCGCCAAGAACGAGCUUCUGGACCUCAAGCGUCUAUUCAUCAGUCUCAAUUAUAUUGACUCAGUGCACAAGUUUUGCAUGGCUGACUCCAUUGAUUGGAAAUUUAUUCCCCCUAGCUCACCACAUUUUGGCGGCCUUUGGGAGGCAGCAGUGAAGACAGCGAAGCACCAUUUUUAUCGUGCUGUUGGCUCUUGUGUUCUCAACUUCGAAGAGCUUCCCACCCUAGUCUGCCACAUAGCAUCGAUAAUUAACUCCAGGCCAUUGUUUCAGAAGAUCCAGCAGACCUAG
This is a messenger RNA of Drosophila montana, 564 nucleotides long. RefSeq lists its product as uncharacterized. Bases 1 to 564 code for a protein of 187 amino acids. The transcript has a single exon. The record is from RefSeq and is a predicted model, not a curated record. Gene Ontology annotation, molecular function: nucleic acid binding. NCBI's taxonomy places the organism in Eukaryota, Metazoa, Arthropoda, Insecta, Diptera, Drosophilidae. Gene Ontology annotation, biological process: DNA integration.